Molecule: messenger RNA, 1059 nt
Organism: Nyctereutes procyonoides (raccoon dog)
Lineage: Eukaryota; Metazoa; Chordata; Mammalia; Carnivora; Canidae
Exons: 3
Coding region: 1-765 (254 amino acids)
Molecular function (GO): DNA binding
Source: RefSeq, a predicted model, not a curated record
AUGAGGCCGCGGCGACAGGCGGGGCGGCGGGGUCGCAGUCGGCCUCCUACUCCAACUCUCCCACCCGGGCAAGACCGACAACACCACGGCCGCAGCGGUACUUCCCGGCGGCGACACCGCCUCACAGGAGAAAGGCGCGACCAGAGAAGGGCCGGCGUCGGGAAGAGCAAGCCCUCCUCUCGCCCAAGGUUCGCCCCAAACCUACGCACUCUAAAAGGAGGAGCGGGGCGGGGGGCGUCGGCGAGACAAACCGCCAGAGGGGGUUCCCCCGCACAGCGCGUCUUCUCGAGACGGAAGUCCCGCCUCCUGGCCACGUGUAUUGGCUGCGCCUCUCCACCCCGGAAGCGGGGUCGGUUCCGUCGCCGUGUUUGCGUCCUUGCCGUUCCCGAACCGCCUCCUCGCGGGCGUGUCGCAGCUAACCGUUACCGCGAGGCGGAGUGUCUCCUCGCUGACGCGACAGUUCUCCACGUGGCUUCUGCGGAUCAGUUUCUCCCCGCCCGCCGCCAGUUCUGCGAACUCUUAAUACCGACUAUUGUUUUACCGGAGGAGCGACCACGGAAAGGGGGAUGCCUGGCCGAGGUCGGAAGUGACGAGAAACUGGAUCGUGAGAGUGGUUGCUGGAAAGGCGGCUGCAGGCCCAGGGUCCGACCCCGAUCCCGACCACGCCGCGUCCGAGUGUUCGGCCUUGUUCAGGGCUUGGCUUUUCCUCUGCAGAUGGGGCAUAAGAUCCGUCUUACAGGCUGUUUUAGCUCGGAACACAGGUGAUGUACGAAGACUGCUCACCACUACCAUCCAAUAAGUGAUAGCUCAUCAUACGCGUUGGUUCUGACUUGUAUAGAAACGAGGUUGAAGCUCAAUGGGAAGGUUGAUUUAGGGCAGCCCCGGUGGCGCAGCGGUUUGGCGCCGCCUUCGGCCCCGGGUGUGAUCCUGGAGUCCCGGGAUCGAGUCCCACAUCAGCCUCCCUGCGUGGGGCCUGCUUCUCCCUCUGCCUGUGUCUGUCUGUCUGUCUCUGUCUCUCUCUUUGUUCCAAUGAUUAAAUAAAUCUUUUUUUAAAAGGUC